UUCUUUAAAAAAACAUCUUCAUGGGGAAGAUAAAGACAUGCAUUGUACAAGCAAGUGGUUAAAGAUUACUGCCGCCAACGGGUUGCCUCUUCCCUACCUUGGGUAUGUUGAACUUGAUAUCCAGGUAAUGGGGUUGACUAUACCUGGGUGUGGGUUCUUGGUGAUACGUGACCAGAAUGAUGGGGAGACUGACUCAGCGCCCCCAGGCAUACUUGGCAUGAACAUUGCACAGUGGUGUAAACAAUUGAUUCUAGCUGAGUUUGACAAUGCUUUGGAGGGGACGUUGGAUGCUGACUGGAGAGCCGCCCUUAACCGAGUGCAAGAGGCUGCCCCAGUAGGAGCGAACUCUGUGGUCCGGGUAGCAGGCACACGUAAGUCGUACGUACCUGCAGCCUCAGUGGCUACAAUUAAGGCCAGAGCACAUAAAGAACUAGCUGAAAACAGAAACUUAAGGUUGUUUGAGCCAGGUAAGGCAUCAUUGCCAGGCGGCUUGGUCCUGAUUCCCACCUUGGUAUCACCCGGUAGGCGGGUAUUCCCAGUGCAGGUAGUAAACUUGUCCCCAGAAGGUGUGUGGUUGCCACCCAAGGUGAAACUAGGGGUACUUGGCCAGGGUCGUCGUGUUGAGAAUAGCUCCUGCGAAGUUAGAUUCCAUCGAAUCUCUGCAGAUCAUGAGGAAGUUAUGGUAAACCAGAGGUCAAUGACGGGGGUUAGCAGUGACCUGCAGUGUCCCUUGGAGAAAGUGCAGAUCGGCGGUACCCCUGCACAGCAGGCACAGUCAUACCGACUUAUACCACCAAACCAAUUCCAGGAGGUGAAGGACCAUAUCUCUGGACUUUUCAAAAAGCGUGUCAUCCAAGACAGCUCCAGUUUGUAUGCAUCUCCGGUGGUGUUAGUCCGGAAGACUGACGGGAGUCUUAGGCUAUGCGUGGACUACCGGAAGCUGAACUGUAAAACUAGGCGUGAUACAUUCCCGUUGCCACGAAUAGAUGAGAGUCUGGAUGCUCUGAGUAAGGCCAAGAUGUUCUCGUCUAUUGACCUAGCGAGUGGCUAUCACCAGGUAGCAGUUCAUGAGAAGGACCGCCACAAAACAGCUUUCAUUACACCAUUUGGCCUGUAUGAGUACCAGCGGAUGCCGUUUGGCCUAUGUAAUGCGCCAGCGACAUUCCAACGUCUCAUGUAGGCCAUAAUGAGUGACCUGGUCUUUCAAAUGGUACUCGUCUAUUUGGACGAUUUGCUUGUGUACUCAAGUACAUUCGAGGGACACUUAGUGAGGCUUGUGUUACAAAGGUUGAGGGAGGCCGGACUCAAGGUUAAGGUGGAAAAAUGCCACCUCCUGCAGUCCGAGGUAAAGUUCUUAGGGCAUGUGAUAUCUGCUCAAGGGGUGUCUACAGACCCAGACAAAGUGAGUGCAGUGAAACAGUGGCCAAUCCCUAA
Messenger RNA from Sinocyclocheilus anshuiensis, 1434 nucleotides. RefSeq lists its product as uncharacterized. The transcript is spliced from 2 exons. Bases 38 to 1180 code for a protein of 380 amino acids. Lineage: Eukaryota; Metazoa; Chordata; Actinopteri; Cypriniformes; Cyprinidae. The record is from RefSeq and is a predicted model, not a curated record.